Molecule: messenger RNA, 1212 nt
Organism: Schistocerca americana (American grasshopper)
Lineage: Eukaryota; Metazoa; Arthropoda; Insecta; Orthoptera; Acrididae
Exons: 2
Coding region: 1-1212 (403 amino acids)
Source: RefSeq, a predicted model, not a curated record
AUGGUUAAUGUCAAGUUCUACAGGACACACACAGGACACAGUCUCUCUGUGGGUAGCCUACAUCUGACCACAGCUGACAGGGCAAUGGUUGCUGAAUUAAUUGCACAAGGUGUUCCUGAUACUACAAUUUUGAAGAAAGUGAGAGAGAGCAUUCAAGUUGGACUCUUCAGAAGAGUUCAUCUUUUAAGCAAACAAGAUAUUAGAAAUAUUAGGAAAGAAUACAAGCUGGACGAUAGUAGUGCACACCAAGAUGAUGCAACCAGUGUUGAUCUGUGGGUGAGACAACAAGAGCGCCUAGGGAAAGAUUCCCCGGUGAUUUAUUACAAAGCCCAAGGCACUGAGGAUAAUGGAAACAAAUUAUCAGAAAGUGACUUUAUGAUAGUCCUUAUGACUGAGUAUCAGCAGAAAAUGGCAAAAAAAUUCUGUGCGGAAAAAGUUUUGAUAGACAGCACACAUGGCACUAAUAAGUAUAAAUUUUAUCUGACCACACUGUUGACCGUGGAUGAAUUUGGUACUGGAUGUCCAGUUUCUUAUUGCCUCAGUGCACAUACUGACACAGGGUCCAUGCAAGUUUUCUUUGAGCAGAUUAAAAAAUGUAUUGGAAACAUCAAAACAAAGGUAUUCAUGUCUGAUGACUGUGACUGCUACUACAGUGCCUGGAGUGUAGUUAUGGGCCAUAGUGAACAUAGGUUGUUACGUACCUGGCACGUUGAUCGGGCAUGGAGACGGAAUAUAUGUGCAAAAGUAAAUGGGAAUGCAAUGCUGAAGAGUACUGUAUACAAAGCUCUGAAAACUUUGCACUUACAGACAGAUAGAGAGAAAUUCUCAGAGCUGCUGGAUGGCUUUCUUACUUGGUGUGCAGAGGAGGAAGGAACUGAGGAGUUUGGCAAGUACUUUAAAGAUAGAUAUUCAUGGAGGGCACAUAUGUGGGCAUACAGCUACAGAAUUGGACUUGGCCUUAAUACAAAUAUGUUCUUAGAAGCAAACCAUAAAACUCUUAAAUACUCAUACUUACUGAAGAAAAUAAAUAACAGAGUAGAUAAAUGUAUCCAGGCCCUGUUGCACAGAACGAGGGACUCACUUUUUCAAAGAUUAAUAAGGCUUUGUAAGGGGACAGAGAGAACUACACGCAGUGCUGAAAUAAGUAAGAGUCACAGAAGAGGUUGUGGUAUCAAUAAGGAACUGAUACACUGUGUUGAAGAUGGCACAUGA